Molecule: messenger RNA, 1511 nt
Organism: Salvia hispanica
Lineage: Eukaryota; Viridiplantae; Streptophyta; Magnoliopsida; Lamiales; Lamiaceae
Product: protein WVD2-like 3
Biological process (GO): microtubule cytoskeleton organization
Molecular function (GO): microtubule binding
Source: RefSeq, a predicted model, not a curated record
CUAUAACUAUCUGCAACAGCACACAGACAAAGCCCACCGUCACACACAGUACACACACUGGGGGUUCAAGGAAGCUCUUGAUAAGGAAAACCCAGAAGCCAAAUUAAGCUAAAAGAUUUCAUUUUUAGCAUACCCUGAUAUGGAGAUAGAUGGCAGCGAUGUUCAUAUUGACAAGGAGCCGGAUGGUGUCAUUAUAUAUGCAAAUGAUGUCACCAUCAGUUCAGGUUGUGGGAAUGCCUGCGAUCAGGAUGUCGCACAGCUGCCUGAGAUUAUCGACAUUGAUCCUCAACAUGUUGAUGUAUCCGAUGAGAAUGGCGACUGUGUGGUGAAGGAAUGCAAUAGUGUCAAGCCUGAGGAAAUAAAACCUUGUCAGCAGGAGAGUUCCGUGGAGAGUGUUGCUGAAUCCAAGAGUGGAACCGAGAAGAAUGGUGUGAAAUCGGAAGGUCAUAAAGCAAGAGAUCAUGAUAAGAAGACACAGCCUUGUGGGAGAAAAGUUACCAAGCCAGCUGUUGGGAACUGCAAAACAAAAUGCACAGUUCCACAGCCAUUUGCUCUGGCAACUGAAAGACGUGCUUUACAUGGAGCUCGUCCCAACGGAGCUGAGUGCGACAACACCACUGGUGGAGACAAGCCAUCACAUAUUCGUGUCCCGCUACAGCCUAGUUCUGUUAAACAGAAUAUGAUAGUCACACCUGUUGUCCAAAAGAAGCCACCGCUGCCCGACAACAAGAAGCUAGUUGAUGAAGAUAAUUGCUCUGUUACCUCAUGUAUUGUGCCAGCAAGAAAGUGUAAGAUAACAGUUGCCUCAGCCCCAACCUUUAAAAGCAGUGAACGUGCUGAAAGAAGAAGGGAGUUUUUCACAAAAUUGGAGGAAAAACAUCAGGCACUGGAAGCUGAGAAAAAUCAGUAUGAGGCAAGGACUAAGGAAGAGUCUGAAGCAGCAAUCAAGCAACUAAGGAAGAGUUUAAAUUUCAAAGCAAGCCCAAUGCCGAGCUUUUACCAUGACGGACCACCUCCAAAAGUCGAACUGAAAAAGCCACCUCCAACUCGAGCAAAAUCUCCAAAGUUGGGUAGAAGGAAGAGCUUCAGUGACUCAAAAGAUUCCGAUAGAGGGGCAGAAGAAGGUGGCCACGGUUUUCACAUUUUAAGAGACAGGUCCUCGAACAGGAAAAGCGGAAGUGAUAAACAGAACGGCUGGAAAAGUCGAGAACAAGGAGGGAAGAUGGAUGAAUCGUUUACAUCUAACCUGAUGGGCGAGAGACACAUGGACAUUGCUGUUCAUUCUUGAUGAGCUGCUGUAAGUUAUUUAAUUAUUUAAUGUCGAAACCAAAUUGAUCUAUCGAGAGAUGAAAACCUUGUCUUGUGCCUUGUGGAUCCAGAACCCGUUCGAGUGGCUUGUUUUUAUAUUUAAUGUGUGAACGUGUAAAUUUCUGUAACUUAUUUAGAUGCAUUUGCAAAAGAUUAUGAAUUCCCUUUUCAGUGUUGCAAAUCAUAUCUGAGUUUAUAGGGUA